AAAGUGGUAGUGAUAAAUGUGACAUCAAAAUGCAGUCUCACACUUUGGUUUCUGAACUUCAACGACAAAAAAGAAUGGAGGAAGCCGAAUUGCUGAAAGAAAGAUUCCAGGCCAUAACAGACAAAAGAAAACUGCAAGAAGAAAUUACACAGAAACGACUAAAAGUGGAAGAGGAAAAAAUGAAACACCAACAUUUAAAGAAAAAGGCCUUGAGAGAAAAAUGGCUCUUGGAUGGUUUUAGUUCUAUGACCUCAAAAGAGCAAGAAGAAAUGCAAAAGCAGAAUCAAGAGGACCAACAACGAACUCAUGAGCUGGAACAAGACAUUUUCAGACUGGAGAAGGAAAUUGAGGCUCUGGAAAGACAGGAAAUGGAAGUCUCAGCUAAGGAAGAAGCAAUUUUAAAGAAACUUAAGUCUGUUGAGAAAACAACAGAGGACAUAAUAAAGUCUGUGAAGACUGAAACAACAGGAUUUGAAAAAGAGGCUGCAGACUACAUAUAUGCCAGCAUACCUGACCUUCCCAAGCACUACAGGCCUUCUGCACUGAGGAGUACAGCACAUGCUGCUCCCACUGAUGAUGAAGAAAAGAGAAAAGCAUUGUUUGCCAUGGAAAUUAAGGUUGAAAGAGACAUGAAGACAGGAGAAAACACAGUGCUAUCAACAAUACCUGUUCCCUCAAAGGAGUUUAAAGAGACUGGAAUUAAAGUCUAUGACGAUGGCAGAAAGUCAGUCUAUGCAGUGUCCUCAAAUGGCAGCACAACACAAAAUGGGAUGGAUGAACUUGCUCCCGUUGAAGUGGAGGACCUGCUACGGCAGGCAACGGAAAAAAAUUCCCAGUCCCCCACAGAGUAUCAUGAGCCUGUGUUUGCAAACAAAUUUUGCAGGCCAGUUACUCCUCAGAAAGAUAAAUUAGUCCCUGGACCAAAACAGGAAGACACUGACAGAAGAGAGAUGAAUGGAUUUAGCAACCAUCAGACAGAAUUCCCCAAAACAGAGCCCUUUAUGCAGCAACAUAAAGAGAAUGGGCUUGAUCUUCCAAAAUCUCCCUCUCCAGUACAACCAAAGUCUCCCUCUCCAGUGCACACUAAUCCUGAGAACAGGAUGAUUCAUAACGAAGACAGAAAAACUGCACGUGAGGAAUUAAAACCUUACCAGCAUACAAGAGAAAAAUAUAAUGAGACAAAGGGUUUAAGUCCCUCCCAUCUUAAUGAAACAUCCCCUGCACCUCAAGUUGAGGAAGAUGUUCGAUACAACAUUGUCCAAGCUGUACCAUGUUACGUGGAUGAUUCUGAACCAGUGACGAUGGUGUUCAUGGGUUAUCAGCGCAUCGAUGAUGACGACGCAGAAGCAGACCAAAAGUUGUCACGAUAUGAUGGAGUCAUCCGCGCAGAAUUAGUUAUCAUUGAUGACGACGAUGAAGAUGGCAGCAAAUCUGAGAAACCAGAAUAUCAUCCCAUAGGCCACUAUAGUCAGGUUUAUCAGCCACCGAGCAGGAAAAGCACAGAAGUCCCCCAGACGAACCCUGUGAGCAGUCUGGGCACCAGCCUGAACAAGGUACCCCACAAAAAUUCCAUCUCCCUGCGAGAACAAGAGGAGAGCUUAAGCUCAGCAACACACCAUGCUCCCCUUCACAGCCAGGUGUCUGGAGACGGUACUGAAGAUCCCUCACUAACAGCUCUGAGGAUGAGAAUGGCAAAGCUGGGGAAAAAGGUGAUUUAACAUCUGUAAUGACAUGGAAGUAAAAUUUACUACUCUAAGCAGAAUAAAGCUAAG
Molecule: messenger RNA, 1772 nt
Organism: Acanthisitta chloris (rifleman)
Lineage: Eukaryota; Metazoa; Chordata; Aves; Passeriformes; Acanthisittidae
Gene: PALMD
Product: palmdelphin
Exons: 10
Coding region: 30-1718 (562 amino acids)
Biological process (GO): regulation of cell shape
Cellular component (GO): membrane; cytoplasm
Source: RefSeq, a predicted model, not a curated record